CUAGUUGUGUUAGUAAUCUGUCAGCCUGGAGCUAAAGACCCACACACACAUACACACACACACACCGCUGGUCACUCUCCUCUCCUCUCUUCCGGAUCACCCUUUUUGAUGGGUAACGUGUGUUUCUUUCAUUUCCUCUCAAAAACAAAGUUUUAUAAGGCGACGUGUGAAUCUUAAUCGACGCUUAGAUGCAAACUCAACGGUUAUCCCGAAAUAUCAGCCACGUCUUAAUGUUGUCAAGCCAAUACUUGCUAUCGUCUGUAAGCUGCAGAAGACCCUCCUAUGUGAUUUCAACUUGGCGCAUGUGAUCAAGGACAGAUGCACUGCCCCUGCUGCCGCUGCAGAUAUGCAAUUACUAUGCCACUGAGAGAAGAAUAACUUUUGUCGCAUUUUAAUUCCUGGAGCUGCUUUGGGCACAGUUGAAACUUGAUUAAAAAGCCGCUGCUCAGAACUGUCUCUCUCAGCUGAUUUCUUUGAACCAUCACAUCGUAGUGUGCAAACAAUCAUGGCACUGGAGGCCAACUGAGACAAAGGGGAUUCUACUGGAAGUUUAAAGUCUGGAGGGGACUGGACUAAGAGCACGGACUCACAGUGAGAUGCAUCAUGCUGCAGGGACACUAGGCUCACUGUUUAGAUUCUACUGUGUGGUACUUUUUUUCCUUUUCCUGCAAUCGCAUCGCUUUGGAUGGUUCAACCCAAGGAUGACUUUGAGGAAAUCCAUCAGUGGCUGUGGUUUGGUCAAAGCUGACAAAGCUUUUGCCAGCUAUUGCUGAUUUAGUAUCCUUCUCCACUGCUCCAAUUUCUGUAGCCCCCUUCGCUAUAGUCUCUAUAGCCCCUGUAGCCCCCUUCGCUAUAGUAUGGUGAGUGAUGCCUGGAGGCAUCUCAGGAUUGGAACUGAACCAUUAAUACUUGUGAAGCUGGUUUCUUGAAGGAUUGUGUUCCAUUUUUUAAGGACCUUUAUUUCUUUGCACUGGAAAAAACAGCCCAACCCAGUCAAGGUCAUUAAAGAAAAUAAAGAAGAAAAGUUAAAUCCCAGAAAGACGACCCAGGAGGAUGAAACUGAGGAAACAAGUGACAGUGUGCGGCGGGGCCAUAUUCUGUGUGGCUGUAUUCUCACUGUAUCUGAUGUUGGAUCGAGUCCAACAUGACCCUGCAAGGCGACAGAAUGGGGGGAACUUUCCACGGAGCCAAAUCUCAGUCCUGCAGAACCGGAUAGAGCAGCUGGAGCAGCUCCUGGAAGAAAACCACCAAAUCAUCAGCCACAUAAAGGACUCUGUGAUGGAGCUCACAGACACAGGAGCUGUGUCUCCCAGUGGCCACCUGCCAUUCAGAAGUGCCAAUGGUUCCUGGGUCCUGCCAUUUGAUGGCCGCCCCACUUUCCUCGCUGUCAAAGCCCAGGAUUGCCAGUUUGCCGUUGGUCAUCAUGGUCAAUCAGAUGUUCAGAUGCUGGAUGUCUACUCCCUCCUGAAGUUUGACAACCCUGAUGGUGGCGUAUGGAAGCAGGGCUUUGACAUAACUUAUGAACCUGAUGAGUGGGACAAUGAGCCACUCCAAGUGUUUGUGGUCCCUCACUCUCACAAUGAUCCAGGUUGGAUUAAGACAUUUGAUAAGUACUUCACGGACCAGACACAGCACAUUUUAAACAACAUGGUGGUGAAGCUUGCUGAGGAUCCUCGUAGGAAGUUCAUCUGGUCGGAGAUUUCAUACUUAUCCAAGUGGUGGGAGACGGCAGAUGUACACAAACAGGAGGCUGUGCGCAAACUGAUCCUUGGAGGGCAGCUAGAGAUUGUGACAGGAGGCUGGGUGAUGACAGAUGAAGCCAGUGCACACUACUUUGCCAUGAUAGACCAGCUCAUUGAAGGACACCAGUGGCUGGAGAGAAAUCUGGGUGUAACUCCUCGCAGUGGGUGGGCUGUAGACCCUUUUGGCCACAGUGCUACGAUGCCCUAUCUGCUGAGGAGGGCCAACCUGACCAGCAUGCUUAUUCAGAGAGUCCACUACUCCAUCAAAAAGCACUUUGCCUCAAUACGUAGCCUGGAGUUUAUGUGGAGGCAGGCCUGGGACACUGGAUCAAGCACAGACAUAUUCUGCCACAUGAUGCCAUUCUACAGUUAUGACGUGCCUCACACCUGUGGGCCUGAUCCAAAGAUCUGCUGCCAGUUUGAUUUCAAGAGGUUACCAGGUGGUCGGAUAAACUGUCCCUGGAAAGUGCCACCAAAAACUGUGGUGGAGGCCAACAUAGCUGAGAGAGCGAACCUCCUACUGGAUCAGUACCGUAAAAAGUCCAAACUCUACCGCAGCAAGGUGCUUCUUGUCCCGCUGGGAGACGACUUCCGCUACGACAAGGCAUUGGAGUGGGAUCAGCAGUAUGUCAACUAUCAGAAGCUGUUCGACUACAUGAAUUCUCACCCAGAGAUGCACGUACAGGCUCAGUUUGGGACUCUCACAGACUACUUCAGUGCUGUAUAUAAAUCACAGGGAGUGGUCCAGGGAUCCAGACCUGCAGACUUCCCGGUGCUCAGCGGAGAUUUCUUUGCCUAUGCAGAUCGUGAAGAUCACUACUGGACUGGCUAUUUCACCUCAAGGCCCUUUUACAAGAGCCUGGAUCGUGUGAUCGAGUCGCACCUCAGGGGGGCAGAGAUUCUUUACAGCCUGGCGGUUGCAAAUGCUCGACAUGCAGGCAUGGAAGGGCGCUACCCAGUUUCAGAUUACGCCCUGCUUGUCGAUGCCAGGCGAUCAGUUGGUCUCUUCCAGCAUCAUGACGCCAUCACUGGCACUGCAAAAGAGAAUGUUGUUGUUGACUAUGGCACCAGAUUACUGCGCUCACUCAUUGGUCUGAAGAGGGUAAUCAUCAAUGCUGCUCAUUUCCUGGUGAUGAAGAAUAAAGAGUUUUAUCGCUUUUACCAGACGGAACCCUUCCUUGAGACGGAUGAUAGGCGUGCUACUCAAGACUCUCUGCCUCAGCGCACUUUAAUUGAGGUGGACUCAGCAGGGCCGAGGUACCUGGUUCUGUUCAACCCCAUUGAGCAGGAGCGUCUGUGUGUGGUGACUGUGCUGGUGAACACAGUCAGGGUGCGGGUGCUUACUGAGGAUGGACAGACCCUCCCUGUGCAGCUGAGUGCUCAGUGGAGCUCUGCUAGUCAAAUGAGUGCAGAGGUUUUUGAAGCAACAUUCAUGGUGCGUCUGCCUCCUCUGGGUCUGGCUGUUUUCCAUGUUUAUGACUCUCCAGAUUCGCCCAUGACUCUCCGCUCUGAUACGCUGCUCAGGCUUUCUGGGCGCAGUGUUCCCGCCCGUGCUGCUGACCCACUCCCUGUUCGCUCUCAGCUCUCUGACCCUCAGACCUUCUACAUCAGCAGUCAGUCCCUCACACUUGGCUUCUCUGGAACCACUGGCCUGCUGGAGAGCAUAAAGCGUAAAGACGAUCCUCAGGAGGUAAAGGUUCAGAUGCAGUUUGUGGUUUACGGCACUCGCCCUUCUAAAGACAAAAGUGGGGCUUACCUUUUCCUGCCUGAUGGAAAAGCAAAGCCCUACCACCAGAAAGAAUCACCUGUGGUGCGCGUCGUAGAGGGGCCUCUCUUCUCAGAGGUGGUGGCACACUACCAGCAUUUCCAGCAGAGCAUUCGCAUCCACAAUGUGCCAGGCGUCGACGGGUUGUCUAUAGACAUCACCACCAUGGUGGACAUCAGAGAUCAGACCAAUAGGGAGCUGGCCAUGCGACUGGUCACUGACAUCCAAAAUGAAGAUGUCUUCUACACAGACCUCAACGGUUUCCAGAUGCAGCCUCGGCGCCGCCACCUAAAGCUUCCCCUGCAGGCCAACUUUUAUCCCAUGCCGAGCCAGGCUUACAUCCAGGACAGCCAUCACCGCCUCACGCUGCACACAGCUCAGUCUCUGGGUGUCAGUAGCUUGGAGAAUGGCCAGCUGGAAGUGAUUAUGGACCGGCGGCUAAUGCAGGACGAUAAUCGUGGACUGGGCCAGGGCGUGAAGGACAACAAGAAAACCGCCAACCGUUUCCGACUGCUGCUCGAGCGGAGGUCCACUGGCAACAAGUAUGAUGGCUUCUUUGCCAGACUGUCAUCCAUGCUUAGUUCUUUCAUCUCCAAAUUCUUGACUGGAGUUCAAGAGAUGAUGGACAGCUCAGCAACAACAAGCUUCCCGUCCAUACUCAGUCACAUGACCAACGCCAUCCUGAACCGCGAGGUCCUGGCGUUGCCCGUGUUGCCCAAGAGACGCGGCAUUCCUCCUCUGCAGACCUUCGCUCCUCUCAAGUCCAUCAUGCCCUGCGACUUCCACCUGGUGAACCUGCGCAGCAUCCAGAGCCAGCAGCAGGACCCCCACGCUCCAUCUCCAUAUACAGCCUUGCUUGUUCACCGUCUGGCGCUGGACUGUGGCCUUGAGGCUCAGAACCUGGGUUUCAACUGCACCACCACUCAAGGACAGCUGAGCAUCUCAGGACUGUUCAAGAACCUGGACCUGCAGCUUCUUCAGCCCAUGUCUCUGACCCUGAUGCACUCCGGCUCACCUCUGGCCAACGACUCCACCGUCAGCCUCGAUCCCAUGGAGAUCUCAGCCUUCAAGCUCAAACUGCGCUAAGAGCGUCGUGAACUGAACGAGGCAGUGAUGAUUAAAAAAA
Messenger RNA from Solea senegalensis (Senegalese sole), 4633 nucleotides. RefSeq names its product mannosidase, alpha, class 2A, member 2 (gene man2a2). Gene Ontology annotation, biological process: N-glycan processing; mannose metabolic process; protein deglycosylation. The coding region runs from base 1054 to 4593 and encodes 1179 amino acids. Gene Ontology annotation, molecular function: alpha-mannosidase activity; carbohydrate binding. The record is from RefSeq and is a predicted model, not a curated record. The transcript has 24 exons. Lineage: Eukaryota; Metazoa; Chordata; Actinopteri; Pleuronectiformes; Soleidae. Gene Ontology annotation, cellular component: Golgi membrane.